Diachasma alloeum is the source of this 1186-nucleotide messenger RNA. It is a transcript of the gene Tpx-3, whose product is annotated as peroxiredoxin 1. Gene Ontology annotation, cellular component: mitochondrion; cytosol. The transcript has 3 exons. Gene Ontology annotation, molecular function: thioredoxin peroxidase activity. The coding region runs from base 404 to 1123 and encodes 239 amino acids. The record is from RefSeq and is a predicted model, not a curated record. Gene Ontology annotation, biological process: cell redox homeostasis; hydrogen peroxide catabolic process; response to oxidative stress. Lineage: Eukaryota; Metazoa; Arthropoda; Insecta; Hymenoptera; Braconidae.
UUUGUUUUUAAAGGUCUGAUCACAUCGUGGAAUUCGGAGUGGAAUAUCACGAGUGAAACGUUUCGCAACACCGGCUCUGUACAUUCCUGUUCAUCACCUGUCUCCGAUUCAAUUGUUAACAAUCGUUCGUUGUUUGACAACAAUUCAUCAGUCAACGUACUCGAGACUGUAUUCUUCAUUUGUGGCAGAUUUUUAUUCGAAUACAGAUAGAGUUUUUUGUACGAAUUACAUAACCUGAUUGAUAUUGCAAUUUUAUGUGACGGUGAUUGAUCGAAUAUUUAAUAAGUGGUUCAAAGUGCAGGAAAAGAAAUUUGUUGGUUUAAUAUUGGACUUUACUAGUGUCUUGUAACAUUACUUCAUUAUUUCGUAUUUCUCUUUUAUUUUGAAAACUUUAUAAACAAAAAUGUCGAGAUUACUGACAAAUCUCUGCCCACAACUGAGGAAGCUGGUAAAUCUCUCGUUAGUGGAAUCAAAGUCCCUGGUGUCCUCUCAGAAUAUCCGCAGUUUCUCGAUAAGCUCAAGAUUAUUGGCAGGCUGGCCCCAAAUACAAAAGCCUGCACCUGAUUUCGCCGGUACUGCUGUCGUCAAUGGUGACUUCAAGGAUAUCAAGCUAUCUGAUUAUCGAGGGAAAUACGUUGUACUGUUUUUCUACCCAUUAGACUUCACUUUCGUAUGUCCAACUGAGCUUCUCGCCUUCAGUGAAAAAAUGUCAGAAUUCAAGAAAUUAAAUGCUGAGGUGAUCGGUGUCUCCACAGACUCCCAUUUCAGUCACUUGGCCUGGAUCAAUACCCCAAAGAAACAAGGAGGACUCGGUGGUGAUCUUGGAUACCCACUUCUCAGUGACUUCAACAAACAGAUAGCAGCGAGCUACGGAGUCCUUCUGGAUGAACCUGGUGUUGCGCUUCGAGGACUCUUCAUUAUCGAUAAAGAAGGGGUUUUACGUCAACUCAGCGUUAACGACUUACCAGUUGGUAGGAGCGUUGAUGAAACAUUGAGGCUCAUCAAGGCCUUCCAGUUUGUCGAGAAACAUGGAGAGGUGUGUCCGGCCAACUGGCAGCCAGAUUCCAAAACGAUAAAGCCGAAUCCUAAGGACAGUAAGGAGUACUUUGAGUCUGUUAACUAAUUGUAGAACAAAGGGGCUGAGUUGUGGUAUUUAAUAAAGGAAUAAAAAAAUCUGUUUAGGAAA